Molecule: messenger RNA, 1521 nt
Organism: Trypanosoma brucei brucei TREU927
Lineage: Eukaryota; Euglenozoa; Kinetoplastea; Trypanosomatida; Trypanosomatidae
Product: variant surface glycoprotein
Exons: 1
Coding region: 1-1521 (506 amino acids)
Source: RefSeq, a predicted model, not a curated record
AUGUUUAUUCAAAAACAAAGAGCAAAAGAGAUGACCAAGCUCAUGUACCUAGCGGCAACAGCCGCAAUGAUAUUCCACGGAUCGAACGUCGGACAGGCAGCGGAUGACCAGGAGGCCGAAAACGCCCAAGAAUUUGGAGCGCUCUGUAACUUAAUUCAGCUAGCCUCUAAGGGCUUCGAUAGUACAGAAAUAAAAAUUAACAACAAACUAACGGAGCUAGAAACCGACAUACAGCGAGCGGAAAUACUAGCUUACGACAACAAAACAGAAAUCGAAAAAAGGGCAAAGGAAGGCACAGAAGGACUCAAAAAAGGUGACAAGGCGCUACCACAGACUGCGGAUGGCAUAGCAGCAGCACAGAAAAUAAAUGAAACGGCAAAGGCGGCAGCAGCCUUGAUAUCGGCACUGAAGGACAAGAUCAAAAAGGUCGAAGCGGACACGGCCACGGCAAACAAACACCUUUACAAGGCAGUGUGGGGCAAAGAGGAAAAGCCUCCGGCACUCAAACCUGGAGCUGCCCUCUUUGCAGGGGCCAACGCCAGCAGCAUUUUCGGCGACACCAGCUCAAACACACGAACAACCAACUGCGGCGGCAGUCAGUUCAGCUCCCAAAGCGACACGAACGUCGGCAAAACACUAAUUAACGACUUAGUAUGUAUCUGCAUCGACGGCCAAACCGGGAUGAAAAACUGCGCGGCAACACCACACGGCGUAACCACAGCACAGAACAACUUCCGGACGCCACAUAGCGCAAUAAACAGCGCAUGGGACGCACUGAUAGACGAAUGCCCACAAGCGCAAGCGAAAGUCAAUCCAGGUGCGCUACAGGCAGCGCUUACAAGCCUGCUCUCGCUCAUUGGAGGAAACACUCACAGCAAAACAACACCAACCCAAAACAACAAAUACAUUCUCGGCUGGGCAGAUGCGACGGCGACAGGCUGCAACGGCGCGACCAAACAGAUUUGUGUAAACUAUGCACCAUGGAGAAAAACGGCAGCAAACACCGAGAUACGGUGGCAAGAGGAAGUCCGCGAAGCGAUCGAAGCAGCGCCGACAGCAACAACCGAAUCAGACAUUACUGCCACCAUCAACACGCUAACGACAAUGAACCUAAGUGUUUGGCACCUAUAUGAAGCUGGUUUUGCGAGUGCCAGCACAGUGAAAGGCGAACCAACAAAGGAAAAAAUUCCGCCUAUAGCACAAGAAGAAUGCAAUAAGCACAAAUCCAAAAAGACCUGUGAAGAAAAGAAUUGCAAAUGGGAAGCAAAAGGUGGAAAAUCUGAAACAGAAGGAACAUGCAAACCUAAAGAGGGAGAAGGAGAGACAAGUGCAGCUGGAGCAGGAGAUGCAGGAGCAUCAGAUACGGCAGCCAAAAAGUGCUCCGAUAAAAAAAAAGAAGAGGAGUGCAAAUCUCCUAACUGCAAAUGGGAUGGAAAAGAAUGCAAAGAUUCCUCUAUUCUAGCAAACAAACACUUCGCCCUCAUGGUUUCUGCUGCAUUUGUGAGUCUGCUGGAACUUUGA